GCCAUCCUGGAGGUGAUACAGGCGCAGCAGCAUCCAUGGCCUGCCCGUAGCCGCGGCAUUCCCGCUCCUUCCUCCUCCUCCUCGUCCUCCUCCUCCUCCUCCCCGCCGCCCGGGAAGCGCUGCUGACGGGGGAUCGCGCUCUCCUGCGUUUUUUUCAGGCUCCUCGGAAAUUGAGGAAUGCAAUUCUGCCACCAUGAUGGAAGGAUUGAAAAAACGCACCAGGAAGGCCUUUGGCAUACGCAGGAAAGAAAAGGACACUGAUUCCACAGGGUCACCAGACAGGGAUGGCAUCAAGAAAACCAACGGAGCCCCAAAUGGAUUUUAUGCGGAGAUCGACUGGGACAGAUACAACUCACCUGAGCUGGAUGAGGAGGGCUACAGCAUCCGACCCGAGGAACCAGGAUCUACCAAAGGAAAGCACUUCUACUCCUCGAGCGAGUCGGAGGAGGAGGAGGAGGCGCACAAGAAAUUCAACAUCAAGAUCAAGCCCCUGCAGGCCAAGGACGUCCUGCGCAGCGCGGCCACCGUGGACGAGCUCAAGGCCUCCGUGGGCAACAUUGCACUUUCUCCAUCCCCCGUGAGGAAAAGUCCGCGGCGCAGCCCGGGGACGAUUAAAAGGAAUUUAUCCAGUGAGGAGAUCACGCGGCCCCGGCGCUCCACGCCCACGCCAGACCCCGGCAGCAAGAGGCCCGGGGAGGAUCCGGCGGCGCUGGCCCCGCUCUUCGGGCCCCCGCUGGAGUCGGCCUUCGAGGAGCACAAGCUGGACGCUGCUCUGGACCAGCCUGAGAUAUGGGGGUCAGUCCAGCCCAUCAACACAAACGUAGAGUCCCCAAAACUUCCAAGACCUUUUCCAACUGGAACCCCUCCGCCGCUCCCCCCGAAGAACAUCCCGGCGACGCCGCCGCGCACCGGCUCCCCCCUGCCCCCGGGCAUCGGAGGGGACCAGGCAGCAGCAGAGCCCAAACGGGACAAACUCCCGUCCAUCAAUGACUUGGACAGCAUUUUUGGCCCCGUGCCGUCCCCCAAAUCUGCUGCUGCCACCGCAGAAGACAAGUGGGUCAAUUUUUCCGAUCAAUCCCCGGAAAGCGCGCCUCCGGAAUUGUCGCCCCGGGACAAAGCGCCGUCCCCGCCGGCGGCCGCGGGCAGCCCGGCCAGCGCUCCGGCCGAGCCUCCCCGCCCGCUGCCCUCGCCGCUGCAGCUGGAAGACGCUCCCAAGAAGCUUCCCGAGCAGCCCCACCUUAAGGAUGAUUCCUCCGAGCCGGUCGCCUCUCCCAAAGAUUUUGGGCCGGGCCAAAGAGCCACCCCGCCGCCCCCUCCGCCGCCCACCUACCGCGCGGUGGUGUCGUCCCCCGGACCGGGCGCCAGCACGGGAAGCACCAGCGGUUCCUCGUCCCCGGCUCGCCCCGCAACGCCGCUGGCCACGUGGGCACCCCCCCCGCCGCCGCCGCCCCGGCCCCCGUCCCGGCCCAAGCUGCCCCCCGGCAAACCCCCCGUCAGCGACGUGUCCAGGCCUUUUAGCCCUCCCAUCCACUCCUCCAGCCCUCCUCCGAUAGCACCUUUAGCCCGUGCUGAAAGUACUUCUUCCAUAUCUUCCACCAAUUCCCUGAGUGCAGCCACCACUCCCACCGUCGGCUCGUCGCGGGGCCCCAGCCCCCUGACCAUGGGGGCACAGGACACCCUGCCCGUGGCCGCCGCCUUCACCGAAACCGUCAACGCGUACUUCAAAGGGGCUGACCCCAACAAGUGCAUCGUGAAGAUCACGGGGGAGAUGGUGCUGUCCUUCCCGGCGGGCAUCACCCGACACUUUGCCAACAACCCCGCUCCAGCCGUGCUCACCUUCCGCGUGCUCAACUUCAACAGGCUGGAGCACGUCCUGCCAAACCCCCAGCUGCUCUGCUGUGACAAUGGGCAGAGUGACUCCAACUCCAAGGAGUUCUGGGUCAACAUGCCAAAUCUGAUGACUCACCUAAAGAAGGUAUCGGAACAGAAACCUCAAGCCACCUAUUACAAUGUGGAUAUGCUCAAAUACCAGGUAUCUGCCCAGGGUAUUCAGUCUACUCCAUUAAACCUUGCAGUGAGCUGGCGGUGUGACCCUGCAAGCACUGACCUGCGCAUCGACUACAAAUACAAUACAGAGGCAAUGACCACGCCUGUAGCUCUAAACAACGUCCAGUUCCUCGUCCCCGUCGACGGAGGAGUAACCAAACUUCAAGCUGUGCUUCCUCCUGCUGUCUGGAAUGCUGAACAGCAAAGGAUAUUGUGGAAGAUCCCUGAUAUCUCCCAGAAGUCAGAAAACGGAGGUGUGGGGUCGCUGCUGGCGCGGUUCCAGCUGUCCGAGGGGCCCAGCUCGCCGGCCCCGCUGGCCGUGCAGUUCACCAGCGAGGGCAGCACCUUGUCCAGCUGCGACAUCGAGCUGGUGGGCGCCGGCUACCGCUUCUCCCUCAUCAAGAAGAGGUUUGCGGCAGGUAAAUAUUUGGCGGAUAACUGAUGGAAGCUUAUGCAAGUCUAUGGAAAAUACUAUGGAAAAUACCCAAGGACUGCUGUGCGUGGAACGGGUUUUAAUUACAGUUUAAGGAAAAUGAACUAAAUCCUGCACUCGGGACAUUUCUGUUGGAAGUGUCGACAACUUUCAGCAUUUAUUUUUUCCUUGGAAAACACCGUCUUGACCAGUCCUCCAGUAUUUACUUCUAGAUGUAACAUUGUUAAUGGUUUUAAAAUGUAAUUAUUGUAUUUGUAAAUUGUACUCAUUCCAGUAAGGCUGUAUUUUGGCAGUUAGACACUUGAGUUUUAGCAUUUUACCAUUCAUGAAAUGGAUGUAAUUUAAACUGUGGUAUAUAAAUCUAAUAGUAGUACUGUUGAAUGGCACAAUGCUUACAGAGGUAGAUUGCAUUUUGUCAAUAUAUACAAUUUAAAUACGAUACUGGUAGCUGUUAUGAAGGGGGUGCCUCAUCAAAAGAGAGUUCAGUAGGGCCCACAGGCUGAUUUAAUUUUCCUUCAGUCCUUAGUACGUCUCACAGCGAUCAAUAAAAAGCUCAACCUUCAGGUUUAGCUGGUUUAACUCCAGAAAAAUAUUCUUGGAAAGGUGGAGGUCCCUAGGACAGUCUCCCAGGAAGGAAAUCUCACUUCUGCAGGGAGUAUUUACUCCAAAUUUCCAGCCCCGUGUUCUCCUACAGCUGCAGAUGCCCUGUUGGAAUCCCAGCAGCGCUUCCCUGCCCCGUGCCCGGGUAUUUUGUGGGGAUGCAGAUGAGGAAAGAGGCAGCAAAGAGGCCGGGUGGUCCCUCUGAGCUCCCAGCACUGGCACAAAAUGUCAGUGUUGGGUUUGAGGAUGCGUUUUCCGAGCUGCCUCCGGACGUUUGGUUGCGUUUUUGCGUUGCUUUGCUGGCUUUUUUCUGCUUUUCUCCCCCAUUUCUGAAAGCUCUACGGGUUUAGAAAAUGCUUUAUAGAAUGGCAGCUGCACCUGCUGCUCUAUUUUAGCACUCAGGCAGGAAAAUGUGUAUGGAAAAACACUGGGAAAGAAUUCCCCAGGGAGCAGGAGCAGCGCGGGGGCUGUUUGGUACCCGCCAGGGCAGGAGCCCAGCUCGCCAGCAUUGGGAGCAGCUGUCUUGUAGAGAUGGGAAAACACAUGCAAGUGCUAAACUGGAGAAUGGGGGACAAAAUAUUGUCCCUCUGUGUUUUCCCUGUCCCACUGAGUGCUGCUCAUUCCUGUGGAUCUCAUCCCACUCCUGGCAGCACGGGGAGAGCGUUGGUGGCAUCCAUGGUGCUGCAGCUGCUGAGCUGGGCUUGUUAAACGGGAGAAUUUGGCAAUUUUGGGAAGAAAGAUGAAGGAAUCUUUGUGAAAUCAAACACAGAUGCACAGAGAAGCAUCCAUGAAUGGGGUGCUGGGACUUUGGGAAUGUGUGAGGUGACAAAAAGUGCUGAUUUUCCAAGUGUUGCCAUGAUUACAGUGGUGCACUUACACUGGAAAACAGCCUGGGCAUGUUGGGAAGUGCUUGCUCACGGAGCAGUCUGAUGAAGGAAAACACAGAUCUGUGCCCAUCUUAAGAGACAAGAAGGAAAUGUGGGGGUAUUUCAGGUGUGAGGUGGCUUCCAGGCUGAGAUCUGGGGGGUGAGCUGUGUGUGAGUUGACAGAAGGCAGCAGCAGGAAAGGAGAAGCACAAUUCACUCCUGCAGCUUCCCACACCCUCACAGACUUUGGGAGUGCAGUCCCCAGUGUUCCACUCCAUGAAUGAUUUUCCCCCUGAACUGGAAAUUUGUAUAAAGUGUGGAGCUCAGCCCUUUCUGACACAGAAAUAUAGGGGCAAACCCUAAGAAUCAGGUUUAUGGUGUGUACAAUUGCUCCAAACCCACCCUUCCAAAAGAGAUCUAUGGCACAGACCUGAAAAAAAAAAAAAAAAAGGAUUUAUAAUGUAAAUAUUACCAGAACAUAGAGAUUUUACUUUAUAUUUCAUUUGAAAGACAAGGUGUUUACAUUAGCAUUGGGUUUUUGAGUGCUUUUUAAACAGAAAAAACCCAUAACCCAAAGGUCCCAAGCUCAUCCUGAUUGAGCUGGUGAACAAAACAGAGGUCACUUUUUUGGGACGCAGCCCUCAUGGCCUGGAGAGAGAGAUGGGAACAGCCUGGGACAUUUUGUCCUUUUUCUGGGACGUGUGGGAUGUGCCAGCACUCCCAGCCCCACAGGGACACAGUCCCAGCUCCGGGCACUGGCAGGUGACACCAACCCUGUGACACUGGGACCAAAAGCAGCGAUUUGGGACAGGUUUUUCCAUCCUGCUCUAGGGCAGUUUUUGGCAGAGUGUUUUCUCAGAGUGCCCUGGGGUUUGUUGGGAGCUUGGUGAGAGCACCCGGCUCCAGA
Messenger RNA from Vidua macroura (Pin-tailed whydah), 4852 nucleotides. RefSeq names its product SH3GL interacting endocytic adaptor 1 (gene SGIP1). Gene Ontology annotation, biological process: clathrin coat assembly; clathrin-dependent endocytosis; synaptic vesicle endocytosis. Gene Ontology annotation, cellular component: cytoplasm; clathrin-coated pit; plasma membrane. The record is from RefSeq and is a predicted model, not a curated record. Lineage: Eukaryota; Metazoa; Chordata; Aves; Passeriformes; Viduidae.